Aethalodelphis obliquidens (Pacific white-sided dolphin) is the source of this 6358-nucleotide messenger RNA. It is a transcript of the gene MTSS2, whose product is annotated as MTSS I-BAR domain containing 2. Gene Ontology annotation, molecular function: phospholipid binding; actin binding. The coding region runs from base 1586 to 3835 and encodes 749 amino acids. The record is from RefSeq and is a predicted model, not a curated record. The transcript is spliced from 15 exons. Gene Ontology annotation, cellular component: actin cytoskeleton; cytoplasmic side of plasma membrane. NCBI's taxonomy places the organism in Eukaryota, Metazoa, Chordata, Mammalia, Artiodactyla, Delphinidae. Gene Ontology annotation, biological process: cell projection assembly; plasma membrane organization.
GGAGUGCUGGCUCUGCCAGGAGAGGCUGGUCGCUCUCUGCACACUCACCUGACGGGUGUGGGCCUUGGGCCCAGCCCUUACCUCUGUAGAACCAGCCCCUUCUUCCUGGAGAGCACAAAGCACUGGCCUGGCCCCCUGAACCCUGCCUUCUCAGGCACCUAAUCUGACUUUUCCAUCCUGACAACCCCCCGCCCGGGGGGCAUGGGACAUGUCCCCAUUAGACAGAUGAACUGAGCCUCAGGAGUUUCUGAAUGAAGGGGCACACUGCAGAACGUUCCAGGUCACUGGGGAUGGAGGGGAAGGCCCAGACCAGUGCAGGGAGUUGGGCGGGGCAGGGGUUGGGCUUCCCACAUCCCCACCCCUUGAUUUGGCUAAAUGAGCCUUAGCUCACCAAACCUAUAAGCCAGAGUCCACCUGACCCCAGGCUUUGGGAAGCCUCGGAUUGGCCUAUGAUCUCCCAAGUGGCUCUUGUGGGCCCCUGGAAUAGAAGAGAAGGAUCUUGUGCGGGCUUUUCCUCAGAGCCCCAGCAUAGGGCCGGGAGGGUGGGUUUCCCUGCCUGGAGUCUCCAGAACAGGAUGACAGACUGAACUCACCAUGGCCAACGUACACACACAUGCAUCCUCAUACGUGGGUACCCUGGCGUCAGAGACGGGACAGUGGCCCACCUCUGUUCUGCUGGUCCCACAUGGCCCCAACCGGAGGAAAGAGGUUGCUUGAGGACUAGUACACCGCCACCCCCAAAGGCCCGGCCUGGGGCACCCCAUGCAGGUGGCAUCGGCACUGGCACUGCUUGGAAAAGGAGCCACAGAACUUCCGGAGGAGGGUCCAAACCCUUCUGUGCCGGGGAUAAAACGUUCCAAGGCGGGUGGCUUCCAGGGCACUGUGCGCCCCUGCUGAGGGUGGUGUAGCCGUCCCACGGGAUGCGCCCCGAGGACCCCAGCCUGCCCCCCUCUUCUUAAAGCGCGGGAACACCCACCCCCCGACACACACACACCGACACACACACACGCACCCCGACAUACACACACACACACACCGGCCAGAGACCAAAGGCUGGAGUGGGUGGUGGUGUUGGGCACCUUCCCGGAGCGGGCACCCAACCACUGGUCCCACUCCCGCGGGCAAGCCGGGCAGCCCCGCCCCAGCGCCGCCCCCGAAGCGCGGUGGCGCCUGCGCCUGCCGGGCCCUCUAGCCCGACCAGUUCGGCCGCGCCGGGGCUCGGAUUUCAAAGCCCGGGCUCCAUUCCUGGUGAAUGGGCCGGAGCUCGCCCGGUCUUUCCCACAGACCCCUCCCGCCACGGCCCUGCCCCUCCCCACGGCCCUCCCUCCGCGCAUCCACGUGACGUCCAAGCCUCGGCGGCUCGGAUUACGGACGCCGCUCCAGUCCCUGCGCCGCCCGCCAGCCCCGCCGCGACAUGGCCCGCGCCGCCCCGCGGCGGCCCGCGAUCCCCGAGCGCGGCGCGGCCGGCCGCUGAGCGCAGCCCGGAGGCUGCAGGCCCGACCCGGCCUCGGAGCGAAAGCCGCCGCGGCCUGGGUCCCCUCACCCAGCCUGCGCCCCGCCGCCGACGCUGCCGCCCGGCCCGAGCAUGGAGACGGCGGAGAAGGAGUGCGGCGCCCUGGGAGGGCUCUUCCAGGCCAUCGUCAACGACAUGAAGAGCUCCUACCCCAUCUGGGAGGACUUCAACUCCAAGGCCACAAAGCUGCAUUCCCAGCUGAGGACCACUGUGCUGGCUGCUGUGGCCUUCCUGGAUGCCUUCCAGAAAGUGGCUGACAUGGCCACCAACACCCGAGGGGCCACGCGGGAUAUCGGCUCGGCGCUCACGCGCAUGUGCAUGCGCCACCGCAGCAUCGAGACCAAGCUGCGGCAGUUCACCAAUGCGCUCCUGGAGAGCCUCAUCAACCCACUGCAGGAGCGCAUCGAGGACUGGAAGAAGUCGGCCAACCAGCUGGACAAGGACCACGCAAAAGAGUACAAACGAGCCAGGCAUGAGAUCAAGAAGAAAUCUUCAGACACGCUGAAGCUGCAGAAGAAAGCACGCAAAGAGCUACUUGGGAAAGGAGACCUGCAGCCCCAGCUGGACAGUGCCCUGCAGGACGUGAACGACAUGUACCUGCUGCUGGAGGAGACGGAGAAGCAGGCGGUGCGCCGGGCCCUGAUUGAGGAGCGUGGCCGCUUCUGCACCUUUAUCACCUUCCUGCAGCCUGUGGUGAACGGCGAGCUGACCAUGCUGGGAGAGAUCACCCACCUGCAGGGCAUCAUCGAUGACCUGGUGGUGCUGACCGCGGAGCCACACAAGCUGCCGCCCGCCAGCGAGCAGGUAAUCAAAGACUUGAAGGGCUCAGACUACAGCUGGUCCUACCAGACCCCACCCUCAUCGCCCAGCAGCUCCAGCUCCCGGAAGUCCAGUAUGUGCAGCGCCCCCAGCAGCAGUAGCAGUGCCAAGGGUGGCGGAGCCCCGUGGCCUGGGGGUGCCCAAACAUACUCACCUGGUUCCACCUGUCGCUACCGCAGCCUGGCACAGCCGGCCACCGCCAGCGCCCGCCUCUCCAGUGUCUCCUCCCACGACUCUGGCUUCAUCUCCCAGGAUGCCACCUACUCCAAGCCCCCCUCGCCCAUGCCUUCAGACGUCACCAGCCAGAAGUCCUCCAGCUCAGCAUCCUCCGAGGCCUCGGAAACCUGCCAGUCCGUCAGCGAGUGCAGCUCCCCUACCACGGACUGGGCCAAGGCCGGCCCCCACGAGCAGCCCUCAGGCAGCACCCUGCAGCGGAGGAAGGACCGAGUGGAGCUCCUCCGAGACACAGAGCCAGGCCCGGCUGUCGGGGGCACCCUGGGCCCCAGUGGAGAGGAGGCCCCGCGACCCCGCAUGUCCCCUGCCACCAUCGCAGCCAAGCACGGUGAGGAGGUGUCCCCCGCGGCCAGUGACCUGGCCAUGGUGCUGACCCGCGGCCUGAGCCUGGAGCACCAGAAGAGCAGCCGGGACUCCCUGCAGUACUCGAGCGGCUACAGCACACAGACCACCACGCCCUCCUGCUCCGAGGACACCAUCCCCUCCCAAGGCUCCGACUACGACUGCUACUCAGUGAACGGGGACGCAGACGGGGAGGGCCCACCCGAGUUCGACAAGUCAUCCACCAUCCCUCGCAACAGCAACAUCGCCCAGAACUACCGCCGCCUGAUCCAGACCAAGCGCCCGGCCUCCACUGCGGGGCUGCCCACCGCCGGGCUGCCCACCACCUCGGGCGCACCCCCUGGCGUGGCCACCAUCCGCCGCACGCCCUCCACCAAGCCCGCCGUGCGCCGCACCCUCUCCAGCGCCGGCCCCAUCCCCAUCCGGCCACCCAUCGUCCCCGUGAAGACGCCCACGGUGCCCGACUCCCCCGGCUACGUGGGGCCCACGCGGGCGGGCAGCGAGGAGUGUGUCUUCUACACCGACGAGGCCGCCUCGCCCCUGGCCCCGGACCUGGCCAGGGCCUCCCCGAAGAGGCUCAGCCUGCCCAACACAGCCUGGGGCAGCCCGUCCCCCGAGGCCGCCAGCUACCCGGGGCCGGGGGCUGGGCUGGCGGCUGAGGGCGACGAGCAGCAGCAGCAGCUGGCUGCCAACCGGCACAGCCUGGUGGAGAAGCUCGGGGAGCUGGUGGCAGGUGCCCACGCCCUGGGCGAGGGCCAGUUCCCUUUCCCCACUGCCCUGUCGGCCACCCCUGUGGAGGAGACUCCCACCCCGCCCCCCGCUGCCACCAGCGACCCCCCGGCUGAAGACAUGCUGGUGGCCAUCCGGCGCGGGGUGCGGCUCCGCAGGACCGUCACCAACGACAGGUCGGCGCCCCGCAUCUUGUGAUCCCACCCUCUGGCCUGGGCGAGGCAGGUGGCCUGGUCGGUGGGCAGCGGCCACUUCAGAGCAAAGGCACAGUCAGGAGAGAGCAGAGCCAGGCAAGCUUUUUUUUUUUUUUUUUUGAAGUCAUAUGAGGCAAAGCUACUUUAUUGGAAAGAGACACCCAUCUUGGAUUUCAAGGUUUAAACAGGAAAUGACUUCUUUAACAAACCUCGCCAGGACGGAGCCUGCGGGCCUGGAACUUGGAUUUGGAGCCUGUUUCAACCUUUGCUUGCCCACUCUGUCCCUCCUCUUCCUCCUUCCGGGCCCUGCCUUUUCCUGGUGUGGGUGAGCCCCAGAGCCACGCUCCCUGCCCACAGCAGCAGGGCCGGGCCAGCCUCUCCCGGUCCCACCAGCCUGGGUGGGCCCACAGUGCCACCGCUUAGCUAGCCUGGCCCGGCUUCUCGCCAUCUCCCCAGGGACGGUGGCCUCGGGCUCUGCCGGAAUGCUAGUCCACCCUGCCCUGACUGAGCCCCCUCCUCCUCCCUCCUCCACCGUCUCAUCUCUCUGCCUCUCCAGGCUCCUCUCCUUCGGAGAGCAGGGCCGACGGGGAGCAGCUGUGCAGGGGCCAGGGGCCCAACCGGCUAAGGUAUCUGGUUUGCUGAGAAAGCUCUACGGGAUGGCUGGCUGUUGGGGACACGGGGUGGGGGGGGUUGGGGAGGUUGCAGCUGGGAGCCCAGCUGCCGUCGCCGCCGUCGUCGUCGUUGUCGGGGAAGGGGGCCUGGGCCCAAGUCAAGCCUCUUGGGGAAGACAUGCAGGGGACCUGCUUGGAGGAGGCUGGGGACCCUGAAGCAGCAUCCCCUCCCCCCAGGGGUGGCUGGGGUUGGAGGCAGGGCGGGGCUGGGCAGCGGGGAAGGAGUCCAGAGGCUAGGGGUCACCUGGCCAGUCCCCCAGGAGCUGCUUUCGGAUGCCGUGAUGGUUUCAGCCACCCCUGGGGAUGGGGGCUGGAGCUGGGGGUGGGGGUGGGGGGAGGGACGGGAGGGGGUUCUUUUAAGAACACACAAUAAAAUGAGCUGACCGGACAAGGACUGCUUGUGGGGACAGGGUAGACGGUACAGGGUGUGUCCAAGAGUGCCUGAGGGACGGGGUCGGGGGGGCCCACACUGGCGUUGGGCCUGUGGCAGGAGGAGGGCCUAAUGGCUCCGGAGGCCAGAGAGCAGCUCUUCUCUCCAGCGUCCGGAGCAAAGCCGCGGUGAGGUUGGAAAGGGCUGGGGGCUGGGCCUCCUGUCAGUCUGCUGCGGACCAAGGGGUGGGGGUGGGGGGCAGUGGGAGGAGAUUAGCUUUGACUCUGUUGUCAGAGGAGCCGCCCUCCCAGGAUGGUCCGGGCGGCGGGGAGCGAGGUGGCAAGUGCCCCCGCGCCAUGUUGCGCGCCAGCUCCAAGCAGGUAAAAGCACGUGUGCCAAGUGCGAGCGGAGGACUUCCUGCGGCCCCGCAAGGCAGCCCAGGGCGGCAGGGUCACGGGGCAGGGGCCCCUCCCGGGGUCAGGAGAGCUGGCUUUUCCUGGUCUGGAUGGAGCCCAGGCUCCUGGUAGUUCUUGUGCCGGAAACUGGGGUCCAGGCACGGCAGCCAGGCGGGUGUGGGGAACCAAGGAUGCCCCUGAGUAUAUGGAGCCCGGCGGGGUCCCCGAAGGCGGGUGGAGAACGUACCUGUAAGUCGCUAGGUCGGAGAAAGGAGACUUGCUAAGCGCACCACACCUGGAGGAGGGCCGGGGCGAGGAAGGGGGCGGGAGAGCAGAUGGCCUGUAUUUGAAGGCUUGGGGCGGGGCUUACACUGCCCCUCGCCACAGGGUUUGCCCAGGUGGGCUGAUUUAAGAUGCAGGUUAUGUGAUGUGAGCAGGGUAAGGGGUAGUGGGGUGGGGGGAGAGCUGAGUCCCCAUGAGGAAGAGCUUGCCCCUGGGGAGGGGGAGGUGGCUUCGGAGACCCAGGGAGGGGGUGGGUGCGGCACAGCUGCCCCCCACCCACCCAUACUCCAGUGGCGCCCUUCCCCUCCAAGCCCCCCCGCCCCAGGGCUGUACAUAACUCCUCCAUCCCCUUGAUCGCCUCGCGUCCAUUUAGUGACCACCUUGCAGGCCCACCCCUUUGGGAUCCGAGCCAGCCAUUCCGCAUCACAAACUUUGGUUUGGGGGACUUCUUUACGUUUGUUUCAUUUUUCUUUUUGUACAGAGAAAUAUUCUUUUCAAAAAGUGUCUUUUGACUGAAGUAACUUUUCUGGUGCUGUUAACUUGUUCCUUUUUUUAAUUUAUUUCCCCACCCCAGGCUCCCCCUCCUGGUUCCUACUCACUUUUUCUUCCCUCCACCACCCCCUCACCACCCCCAUCCCAUCUGAACCAUUUUGUUUCUUUUCUUUCUGUCAGUUUUUGGAUAAAUGAUCCUCUCCUUCCCCCCCCCCACGCCCCUGCAACCCACCCUCUCCUUGAUUUAAAUAGUCACUGCUACAAGUAACAAAUGCACUGUGAAGAUUCCAGUAUUAAUAAAGUUGUACUGUAAUUAA